AUAUGCAACGGCUUUAAAUAUGCCAAUACUAUGCUCAGUUUGUAGCAAUAGUUGCGUGUUUUUAAUAUAAAUACACCAAUAUGCUAACGACUUAGCUUUGUAGCUUGUGGUAGCUGUUGAAUGGGCCAAAAGAGUCUUUGGAUUUUUGUAAAUCUAAGAAUGCACUUUGGCUAUGUAAUAAUUUGGAUGCUCUUUCUUUAACUCUGUAAUUAUGGCUUUCUUUGUUCUUGGUUUCAUUUUUGUUCAAUUGUUCGACCUGCUCUACUUGAAAUAUUGAAUGUUUAAUAAAAAAAUUUAAAAAAAGCUGUUGAAUGGGCGGGCAUGUUUCCUAGCACCUGCGCAGGUGUUUGACGUAAAGUCUAAACUAAGUUUUCUGUUGAACGGGGGAAGCGCUACGCCCAACUAACCACAUCUAUUUUUGUGUUAACCGAGAAAAAGAUAUAUAUAUAUAUAAAUAUGUGUGUGAUAAAUAUGAAAUAUAUAUUAAUGACGUGCCCAAUUGAAUUGUUUAGACAGUGGUAGUAGUAGUAGACACUUAACGUUAUGCCAUCAGGAUAUUUUGAAAUAUGCCAUAAUUAAAUUACAAUUCCACACAAAGUGGUUUUAAAUUCAUUAUUAAUUAUGGUAAUGUACAAAACAGCACCUAUAUUUUAGUAAGAUAUUCACACCUCUUCCACAAAACUACACCUUGAUGGAGGUACACUAUAUGGCCAAAAGUGCGUUGAUCCAUGGUUGAUACCCAUGUCGACAUACUUCCUGUUUUCCAUGGUUUGGGCCAGGCCCUUUUGUUCUAGAACUGUGCGCCGCCCCCCCUGACGUGUGACACCCAAUCCCAGCUGCAGGUCCACCAUGAGAACAAAAUCAUGUGUGUCUCUGCUCCAGCUCUCCAGGAUGGGGUUCAGACUUUGUGCAUCCAAAGCCCCUCGCUGCAGUGCCGGGGCCUUGAGUUUAACAACAGUGACUUCCACGUGCCUUCCACAUAUCUCGCCCCACUUGCCUGUACCCUGUAGUCACUUUUACUCCAGCAACGUCAAGGUGCGCUCCUAUCUUCAGUACAUGAAACACAAGAUCAUAUCCCCUCCCAGUCCUCCGUACAGUCAUGUGUGCCAGGUAGGGGACCCAGUGCUGCGUUCACAUGCCGCUGCUGUUGACCCUGCAGCUAUAACAAGCCCCAAGAUCCAACAGGUCAUCAACACUAUGGUGAAAGUGAUGCGUAAACUUGAGUGUGUGGGACUGAGUGCACCUCAGAUUGGGGUGCCACUCCGUAUCCUGGCCCUGGAAUAUCCUGAGAAGAUGUUUGAAGAGAGUUCGCCUGCAUCGAGGGAGGUCCGUGGUCUUUCUGUCCAGCCCCUGAGGAUCUUUGUCAACCCCCAGCUGAGGGUCCUGGAUGGACGGACUGUGCUCUUUCAGGAGGCCUGUGAGAGCAUCUCAGGGUUCUCUGCCACAGUUUCACGCUACCUGUCUGUGGAAGUGUCUGGUCUGAAUGAGAAGGGUGAAGCUGUUACGUGGCAGGCCAGAGGCUGGCCAGCCCGUAUCCUCCAGCACGAGAUGGAUCACCUGGAUGGGGUCCUGUACAUCGACCGCAUGGACAGCAAGACCUUCAUCAACAUCAACUGGCAGGCACACAAUGAAUAGAAGAUCCUCAGGAUGGACCACGAACAUUUACAUAAGAAUCUGUAAAAUCUGUAAAACUGAUGAUAUGCAAUGAUUUAAGUUUAGCUCCACAACAUCUCUGAUCAACCUACUUUGUGUUGAUGAACGCUUUUACAUUUGCUGUUUUGAGCACAUGCUUAAUCUUUCUUGUGAAAAAUCUUCUGGCUUACAAUUUUGAUUUCUGGUUGGAAUAAGAGCUCAGUAUCAGGAUCAUCGUGAACUGCUUCAACUGAAAAUCCAUCACUGCACUGGAAGGGUUUUUGAGAUAGCUAGAAGCUGCAGGGCAGAAACCCCAAAGCAGUGAUCUUACAGUAUAUCACUUUAAAGUGCAAGCCGAGAGAGCCAUGUUCUGUGGACCUCAGGUCUAUGUUUGAUGAAUAAAGAGGCUGAUAUGUUCCUGAUAAAAAGAGUGAAUCAUAAA
Messenger RNA from Siniperca chuatsi (mandarin fish), 2074 nucleotides. RefSeq names its product peptide deformylase, mitochondrial (gene pdf). Gene Ontology annotation, molecular function: peptide deformylase activity. Bases 850 to 1635 code for a protein of 261 amino acids. The record is from RefSeq and is a predicted model, not a curated record. NCBI's taxonomy places the organism in Eukaryota, Metazoa, Chordata, Actinopteri, Centrarchiformes, Sinipercidae. The transcript has 3 exons. Gene Ontology annotation, biological process: N-terminal protein amino acid modification; peptidyl-methionine modification. Gene Ontology annotation, cellular component: mitochondrion.